UCCGAUGUUUCUCGUUCUUACAGUAACUGUGCUGAUACUGUACAGAAUCCUCAAUCCCAAGAAAAUGACCGACAUCCUGCUUCUCGUCUUGCUGAAUACCAUGAAUUCAGAGCAUAUGAGAGCAGGUGGAAGAGAGGAUGUAUCCAUUUACGAAGUGUUCAACAGCUUGAAGAAAAUGUCUUUUGACGGAAUGAGGAACAAGAAAGUUACUUUCGCCAAAUCAGAUUUGCCGGAAGAAAUCUCCAUUGAUCACUUGAAAGAUAUCAUGAUACCAAUACCAAGAUCAAUUGGAAUCAACCAACGGCUCUUCGAAAGGAACUUUGUAUUCUUUUUCAUCCACCAGUCCAUUCAGGAAGCGCUUGCUGCUCUUUACGUUGCUGAAAUGCCGACAAAAGAAUUCGAAAAGUUUGUUUCAACCGAACUCCACAAGAAGCAUUGGGUCGUAAUUCGUCGAAUUGUAUGCGGCUCUAUAUUGAAUCCCGAGACAUUCAAGAUUGCAAUGGGAGAAGCAGCUGAUGUUGGAAUUAUCAAACAGGGUAUUGAUCUGAAGAAUAAGCGAUCGAUCUUGUUAUCAAGCUUGAAUGAUCAGAUUCAAUCUGGCUUGAAGAGAGAAGAUCUACUCGAGCUCAUGCAUGCACUCGAUGAAUGUGGAAAUGGGGCUGAUAACGUCAUCGAAUCAUCCAUCCGUGAAAUUAGUUUCGGCUACAUACCUCUCACUCCAAGUGAUAAAUUCACUCUGGCAUCUGUUCUCGGUCAUUGUUCUCGUCUCGAUCGCCUCGGGCUGUAUGGUGUUUCUGUCACAUCAUCUGAUCUCAAACUCCUUGCUUCAUCAAUGCAAUAUUCGAAUAUCAAGAUAAAGAAGGCUGGUUUUGGAAUUCCGAAUGUAACCAAAGAAAAAGUGAGUCAGUUAAAUUUAUUUGUUAUUGAUCUCGAGUCCAAUCCUUUGAACAUUUACCUCGGUCAGUGUGUAAUAGAUUAGGCUAUGUCGAUUCUUUUCCGCAGUCAUUGGAUGUUUGCCACGAAAAAAAUAUCGAUUCAAAUGUAUUUAUUGCGUGUUACCAGCUUGGUUACAUCAUCUCGACUGCGACCCUCUAGUGCUCAGUUCAAAUUACGCAUAAUUGUCGAGUUUUGAAAAGCAAGUU
This is a messenger RNA of Styela clava, 1142 nucleotides long. The record is from RefSeq and is a predicted model, not a curated record. Lineage: Eukaryota; Metazoa; Chordata; Ascidiacea; Stolidobranchia; Styelidae.